AAGACGUUUGGCGCGGUUGAUAGAGGCGACUGACAGCAGAGAGAGAGGGGUCGUGGUUAAACCUCGGCUCGUUUGUUUUAUAGUUUUUUCAGGGCUUAAGUAUCAAUAGUUAUAAGGAAAGAUAUAUUCUUUACAUAAGAGAGUAGGUGGGGUUUAAUCCGUCUAGUCCUCGCUCUCCAUUUGCCGUCUAUCGAAGCUUGCCCUGUGCAGGCAGACGGAAAUAGCUGAAAUAUGCCUCCUAUCGAAAAUGACACCGGGAAGAAUGAACUCCGAAGUCGGAUACAGCAGCUUAUUGACUGCAAUCAAGUCAUGGUUUUCAGCAAAAGCUUCUGUCCGUUUUGUGUCAAGGUGAAAGACUUGUUCAAAGAGCUGAAGGUCGAGUGUAAUGUGGUGGAGUUGGAUCUCAUAGAUGAUGGGCCCAACUACCAGGAAAUGCUGCUCGAGAUGACGGGGCAGAAAACUGUUCCUAACGUCUUCAUUAACAAGACGCAUGUUGGCGGCUGUGACAAAACAAUGCAGGCUCAUAAAGACGGCAGCCUGCAGCAGCUGCUGAACGGAGACAAUGAAAAAUAUGACUAUGACCUAAUUGUCAUCGGAGGAGGAUCCGGAGGCCUUGCCUGUUCAAAGGAAGCUGCUAUGUUGGGGAAGAAGGUCAUGGUACUGGACUAUGUUGUGCCCACACCAAAGGGAACCAGCUGGGGUCUUGGUGGAACUUGUGUCAAUGUGGGCUGCAUUCCCAAGAAGCUAAUGCACCAGACAGCCCUGCUGGGCACGGCCAUGCAGGACGCUCGCAAGUUUGGCUGGGAGUUUGAAGAAACAGUGAAACAUAACUGGGAGACGAUGAAGACGGCGGUGAACAACUACAUUGGCUCAUUGAACUGGGGCUACAGGGUAGCACUUAGAGACAAGAAUGUCAACUAUGUCAACGCCUAUGCAGAGUUUGUUGAACCACACAAAAUCAAGGCAACAAACAAACGAGGGAAGGAAACGUUUUACACGGCAGCUAAAUUUGUCUUGGCUACAGGAGAAAGGCCGCGCUACCUUGGCAUCCCUGGAGACAAAGAGUACUGCAUCACCAGUGAUGACCUCUUCUCGUUGUCUUACUGCCCCGGAAAGACCCUGGUGAUUGGGGCUUCAUAUGUGGCUCUGGAGUGCGGUGGUUUCCUUGCUGGCCUUGGUCUGGAUGUCACCGUCAUGGUGCGGUCUAUUCUGCUGAGAGGCUUUGACCAGGACAUGGCCAACCGUGCUGGAGAUUACAUGGAGGAGCACGGAGUGAAGUUCAUCCGCAAACAUAUCCCUUUAAAAAUAGAGGAGCUGGAAGCAGGCACACCUGGACGACUGAAGGUGACCGCCAAGUCAACAGAAACAGAUGAGAUCAUCGAGGGAGAGUACAACACUGUGUUGAUAGCAGUGGGCCGAGACGCAUGCACAGACAAGAUUGGCCUCGACAAGGCGGGGGUGAAAGUCAACCCGAAAAAUGGAAAAAUUCCAGUAAACGAUGAAGAGCAGACCAACGUGCCUCACAUCUAUGCCAUCGGAGACAUCCUGGAAGGCAAGUGGGAGCUGACACCUGUGGCCAUCCAGGCUGGCAAGCUGCUUGCACGACGCCUUUAUGCUGGCUCAAAAGUCAAGUGUGACUACAUCAAUGUUCCCACCACCGUCUUCACCCCGCUGGAGUACGGCGCCUGUGGUCUGUCAGAGGAGAGAGCCACUGAGCUCUAUGGGCAGGAAAACAUCGAGGUGUUCCACAGUCUCUUCUGGCCUCUGGAGUUCACGGUCCCCGGCAGGGACAACAACAAAUGCUACUCUAAGCUCAUCUGCAACAAACUGGACAACAACCGGGUCAUUGGGUUCCAUUAUCUGGGUCCAAACGCCGGGGAGGUGACACAGGGCUUUGGUGCAGCCAUGAAAUGUGGCGCCACUAAGGAGCAGCUGGACAACACUAUAGGCAUCCACCCAACAUGUGCUGAGGUCUUUACCACUUUGGAUGUGACCAAGAGUUCAGGUGGAGACAUCACCCAGGCUGGCUGCUGAGGUUAAACCCUGCUAGUUUAGCGGGCUGCUCUCAUAUUAGACUAACCUACCAUCCUUUCUCAGCCAGCCGUUAGGCUCAGCCUCAUAGCCAGCUCCUCAGUUUACAUGGCAGUCAUUUCCUCAGGACAAAAACCUAACACCAAACCCAGUGUCUGAACGCUGAAAACACAUAGGCCCGCUGGGAGCGGAGAGGAUGAGCUUAGUGAGACUCUGGCUGAGCCGGUUAGAUAUGAGCACAGCCUGCUGAACAGCGGGGUUACUCUGCUGAUAUUUCCUCUGGGCUCCACCAGCCUGUCUUCUCAGAGGAGCUCAAACACUUACUACUACGGAGCAUGUUUGUGUUUGUGCUGUUUGUGACGUCCUGGCUCGUAACCUGAUAUCCAGGUGGGCAAGGAUUGAUGUUCUUCUGCAGAAGCACCUGAUGGCAGCUCAAACCCUUCGUCCAAAUCCCCAACUUUAAACACCUCUCGUUUACCCCCAGAAAACAAAGAGCAUACAGCCAAAAUUAAGUUUUGUAAAACAGGAUUAAAUUGGCACAUAAUCAGGGUUUGAAACGGCUCUAAACUCUGGUCCAUUGUCUGAUGUAAACAUGCUAUUUAAUCUGGUUUGUGUUUGUAUAAAAUUUGAAUGUCUCUUCUCAUUCAAAACAUUCCUCAUAUCAGGUCUUUCACAUGAAUUUGAGGUGUAGAUUGCCUGUUGAUAUUUAGCUUUGCUUUGUGGAAGCUUUUGCUGCCUCUAAGAAACCUUUAUCUCACAAGUCUGCAGACUGCUCACUUCUCAAACCUUGAUGUGCUGCAUCACUACACUGUUGGGUAGAAAUUGAAAGAAAAAUACUACCUAGUUGAAGUGAAUGUUUAAACCCCAUUUUCAGAAGAUUAAUUUAAUGCUUGUUUGUUGCAUCUCGCUGUUUGCCUUUACAUUAUGUUGAUGUAAAAAUAUAUUCAGUCUUCUAGAGGACAGUAUUCUUGCUGCUGUCAGUGAGUGACAAUGUUCAUCUGUAUAAAUGGCUUGUCUGUUGCUGUCAAACCACUGUAGAUUACUUCACUUUAAACAUUUAAUAAAGGAUGAAUUCAGCUUCAA
This is a messenger RNA of Cheilinus undulatus (humphead wrasse), 3114 nucleotides long. It is a transcript of the gene txnrd3, whose product is annotated as thioredoxin reductase 3. Gene Ontology annotation, biological process: cellular response to oxidative stress; glutathione metabolic process; cell redox homeostasis. Bases 232 to 2034 code for a protein of 600 amino acids. Gene Ontology annotation, molecular function: flavin adenine dinucleotide binding; glutathione-disulfide reductase (NADPH) activity; thioredoxin-disulfide reductase (NADPH) activity. Gene Ontology annotation, cellular component: cytosol; mitochondrion. The record is from RefSeq and is a predicted model, not a curated record. NCBI's taxonomy places the organism in Eukaryota, Metazoa, Chordata, Actinopteri, Labriformes, Labridae. The transcript is spliced from 16 exons.